Messenger RNA from Styela clava, 6448 nucleotides. The record is from RefSeq and is a predicted model, not a curated record. Lineage: Eukaryota; Metazoa; Chordata; Ascidiacea; Stolidobranchia; Styelidae.
UUUCAGUGUUAGCUGUCUAUAUUUAAGCAAAUUACUUCUAUGGCAAGCUUUAGAAUAUAUAUAAACUUCGGAUAAUAGGAAAUACAAACUGAUAGUCAGUAAGAUUUCUUUUUUACCUGGAUUGGAUUAAAAGCAAAGGUCACCAUCUUGGGUGACCUUGGGACUCUGAACCCUAAGGAUAUAACGUUGUCUGGGAUUUACUAAAAAAUGAACCCUUUGCCAGCAGCUGACAUAUCGAGGAAAAAUCCUCAGGAUGAUUUUGAUUUAAUUCAAAGAGUUGGAAGUGGGACAUAUGGGGAUGUAUACAAGGCUCGCCACAAUGCUACGAGUGAACUUGCAGCCAUCAAAGUCAUCAAACUUGAACCAGGUGAUGACUUUGCUAUCAUUCAGCAAGAAAUUAUCAUGAUGAAAGAUUGUAAACAUCCGAAUAUUGUUGCCUAUUUUGGAAGCUAUCUAAGGCGAGAUAAAUUAUGGAUUGCAAUGGAAUAUUGUGGAGGUGGUUCAAUGCAAGACAUUUAUCAUGUCACCGGUUCCCUGGAGGAAAAACAGAUUGCCUACGUCUCAAGAGAAACAUUACAGGGCUUGAGAUAUCUUCAUAGUAAAGGAAAGAUGCACAGAGAUAUAAAGGGUGCCAACAUCCUUCUGACAGAUGAUGGGAAUGUAAAACUUGCUGAUUUUGGUGUAUCGGCUCAGAUCACACAAACCAUUGCAAAGAGAAAAUCAUUUAUCGGAACACCGUAUUGGAUGGCUCCAGAAGUUGCAGCCGUGGAGAGAAAAGGAGGAUAUAACCAACAGUGUGACGUAUGGGCUGUGGGAAUUACUGCCAUUGAGUUCGCAGAAUUGCAACCGCCUAUGUUCGACCUUCAUCCCAUGCGGGCACUCUUCUUAAUGUCAAAAUCAAGUUUUCAACCUCCUAAACUGAAAGAAAGAAAUAAAUGGAGUGCUGACUUUCAUGGAUUUCUGAAACAAGCUCUUCAGAAGAAUCCAAAGCGAAGACCAACAGCGGAGAAGUUAUUGCAGCAUACUUUCGUUGCACAAAACAGUCUUGGUCCCAAGCUUGGAAUGGAAUUAUUAGACAAAGUACGAAAUCCGACAGCGCAAGAUGUGCCUGACGAUGAUGUGGAUGAUGAUCCUCUGAUGACAGCAGGACCCAAGGUCAUUCAUCGACCUUCAAGACCUGCUGGAGAAGACAGACAGAUUAAAACGAAAUCCGAGGCCAUGUUUGAGGAAGCGAUAUUUUUACCUGGAAAAACAGACAACGAUGAAGCUCCAUUAUAUAAAGACGGUGAGGCCUGGAUGCCUGAUGAAGGAUUGAGCAAAAGUUUACUCAGCUCUGUAGAGGAAGAAUUGACUUUACGGGGACACAAGACAAGCUUUGAACAAGAUGACGCAGGUACAAUGCGAGCUGCUGGUGCACCUAGCGAAGGACCUCCACUUCCUCCAAAGCCGCAACCACAAAUGGAUAAUUCGCUGCCGCGGCAAUAUGGUGGAGAUGCCCGUCCAGCGAAAGAACCUCAAAGAUUAGCGAAACCCCCUGUUCCCCCACCUACAUAUAUGCAGUCUAUGGCAGCCAAUAGCAGCAAUAAUGACUAUUAUAAUGGCACUGACGGUGAUCAGCCGCCGAUCGUACCACCGAGGCGCAAAAACUCUCCAACGUUACAGGCAAUGUCUUCAUUAGUUCUUGCGGACCCUGCUUCUGGGAGACUACCCGCCCGUCCCACUCACAGAUCGAACGCUCAUGAAUCCAGUUUAUCAGGGCCAGCCCCACAAGUUCCCCCCCAGCUUUCAACUCCGACAGUCAUCCACAGGCCUUCACAUCAUCAUGAGGUACAGGAUGACGACAAUACACCCCCUGGAACCCCCCCUAGAAGGCCCCCGCCCCCCACACAACAAACUCAUUCCAACGUAGACUCAUCAUCGUCAAGUCACACUCUUGUGGCAGCAAAGGAUACUGCGGCUCCUGUGAUCAAUGGACUGCCACCCACUCCUCAAGUGCAUAUGGGAGCUUGCUUCACGAAAGUAUUCAACGGUUGCCCUUUGAAGAUAAACUGUGCAUCUAGCUGGGUUCACCCAGACACUCACGACCAAUAUAUAUUAUUCGGAGCUGAUGAAGGAAUAUAUACUUUAAAUCUACAUGAGUUACAUGAAAACACAAUGGAACAGUUGUUUCCUAGAAGAUGCACUUGGCUGUACGUUAUCAAUGAUGUGCUAAUGUCUAUAUCAGGAAAUCGUACAUCACAGUUAUACUCUCACAACUUAGUAGGACUUCAUGAUCAUGCCCAAAGGAAUCAGCGACUUCAUUUAAACACUCAUAUGUUACCGGAGAGAAUAAUUCCAAGGAGGUUCACAGUUUCUGUCAAAGUUCCCGACACAAAGGGUUGUCAACGAUGUUCUGUUGUUCGUAAUCAAUAUAAUGGUCAUAAAUACUUGUGUGCUGCUUUGCAAGCUAGUAUUGUGUUGCUACAAUGGUAUGAACCGAUGCAAAAGUUUCUUCUUAUUAAGCAAUUUGAAUUCCCACUUCCGCAUCCGUUACGUGUAUUUGAACUUCUUGUGACCCCAGAUGCUGAAUACCCUCUCGUAUGUUUUGGUGUUAGUUUGACAAAUCCAGCCAACUCAAGUGCAGCAAACGACAUAUCUUCCAUGAUCACACCAUCGUCCUUGUUUCAUUUAAACACUGUCAAUUUAAACUCACAAUCAUCGUGGUUCUCUGAUCAACCUCCUGCCGGUUCAAUUAAUCUCGGUGUCGUAAAUGUGACACAAUUGGAGAAGGAUACAGUCCUUAUUUGUUUGGAAAAGGAUGUAAAAAUCAUUAGUAUGGCUGGUCGACUGAAAUCAAGUAAGAAGCUUGCUUCAGAAUUGAAGUUUGAUUUUGCAACAAAGAAUAUUGUUUGUCUGCAAGACAGUGUGCUAGCUUUCCAUGAGCAUGGUAUGCAAGGAAGAAGUUUUCGUAAUAAUGAUGUCACGCAGGAGAUUUGUGAUAGAAGUAGAAUAUUCAGGCUGCUGAGUUGCUACAGAGUAAUCGUGUUGGAAAGCAAGCCUACAGACAAUCCUAAAGAUUUGUCAAAUUUAUAUAUUUUGGCCGGACACGAAAGUACAGGAAGUGGGGCUAACUGAGGUGUGAAACCUAGGAUUCAGUAUUUGAGCCCAGGUUCAGGAAACACGUGGAUGCCGCUCGCCAGCUUUUGGUCAAUGCUGCGGUACCAUGUUAUAUCUCAUUCAAAAGUUGUAGUCAGGGCAUGUCGUGUCUUUUUACCAAACAGUAUAGAGAGUUUUCACAACAUCGCUACAGUAAAUUUAUUCCCUUUUUUUCCCCUAUUUCGCUACAACUAGACUCUGUAAAUUUAUUCGAAACGAGAGUUAACAUACCAAAUAAUUUUUUUUAAGGUAAAUUUCAAAAUUUAAUUUGAAUUCAAUUUGAGCUAGACUAGUUGUGACAUUUGAAACUCAAAUACAAAUUAGACUAAAAUUGUAUGUAAAAACAUCUUAUUCAGACAAUUCAAGCGAACUUUCAUGCUGUAAGACUAUUUCUGCAGUCAAAUGCACAACCAAUUUUGUGAUUAAUUUUUAAGCUUUUUUCUGUUAAUCUGCUAUUUUUGUGGUAUAUAUAUAUUUAACGUCUUUCCCGAAACGUAUUUAUGAAAGCCGGUGACGCUGAUCUUGUUCUGACUACUUUUUUGAUUUUGUCUAUGUGAUUGCGCUUAUGCGAUUUGUUGUUGUUUUUAAAUUAAUUGUACAAUUUUGAUCCCAAAUUGAUAUUUAUAUCAUCUGCACAUUUGCAAUAUCACUUCACUUAUCGCCGUUGUUAAAAAUAAUAUUCUUUUAAAUUUUGUGAAUGAAGUUUAUUUUAGCGUAAAAACAGAAUUAUUGGCUUAUCACAUAAUACAAACUAAGAGGGCAAAUUGCAACUUGAUGCCGUAAAAUUUAAUUUGGUUGACCGAAGCUUUUUCUGACAAUUAUUAGAGGAGGUUCCAUGUUUUUAUAUUGUUUAGCUUUACAGAAGGUUGAAAGACAAAUUUGGUAAUCCUGCAGUGUAUGUACCAGGUUAGGGUUAGGCCAUAAUUUCAUUCGUAUUUCCCUUAUUUUAGUUCUAUAUGAGUUCGGGGACUGUCUGUGUUAGCCAAGUGAAUUUACCCCCUGCCCAUAGGUUUCAGUCCCUUUAUACAACUUGAACGAAAUUAGUUAUCUCCAUAUUGGUACAUACACUUCUGGAACGCCCUAAAUUUGAGCCGCUAUCCCAGAUAUAUGUCCUGUUUUCGCUCUUUUGAAUUGAUCAGUCUCAUUUCAUUUCUAGAAAAGUGCAAUGAGAGUGAAGUUAAAUAUUUUUACGUAGGUUUUGAAAACGUUUAAAAGAAAUUAAAUUUUCCAUUUUUUCCUAAAACUUUAAAUCUAUUGACUGAUGUUGUAAAAAUUUCCUCUAUAUUUAAAAAUUAUUUUGAAUAUGUUGAAGGUUUGGCAUCAUAGAUUUGGAUGCAGAUUUUCAAUUUUGCUUUUUUAAAUAGGGAGUGGUAAAACUAUGUAUCUUCGGAAAUCGGUAGUAUUGAACGCGUAACUGGUAAGAAAUAAACAACAUAGUCCAGCCGUAUUGGCUAAGUAUUUUUUGUUGCUUCGUGUGCGGGCCAGAUCCGUUCUAUCCGGCCAUUAUGCAGUCAUUUGUGUCCGUUGAAAUUACACUAUGACCAAAGGUUUUUUGGGUAUAAAAUUCUGUUGAAAAUAUCGAUAGAAAUGACGUCAUAAUGACCCCGAUUGUUACAUUGUGCCUCUUAUUAUUAAAUAAACGUUUGCCUAGCUGUUGUAAAUAAACUAGUUCCUAGUUUUUCAUAUUGAGUUUUGAACCUCCAGCCCAGUAACCAAUUCUAUUAUCGGAAACUGUCCCACUCAGAAAAGUAGUUGCCCACCCCCUGCACUAUGGGAAACUGCUGGCAAAAUGUUCGAAUUAAAUUAUAGAAAUAGUAUGCUUUCAAUUUUCAAAGCGAAGUUUUUAAAAUUUCAUAAAGAUGCGUUUUUUAGUUCCACAAAAAUCUCUUUUGUCAUUCAAGUUUUUCUCGAAUUCACUUUGUUUAUUUGCCUCCUUCCAUGCUUAAAUCAGUCGGUUUUUAUUUGUUUAAUUAAAAUUCAAUAUAACCAGAAAUUAUAACAUUUGUAUUGCUAUAUGCGGACUGUUGUAGCAAAAUAUUUGGAUAUUUAAUGAUUUCCUAAUGUAUAUGCUAUCUUGUUAGGCGGCUAAAAUUUUCCUUCAGAAUUGAGUCAUGCGUAGGGCUGUGGUCGCACCCAAACGCAGAGUCAUUCAAAACAAAAAACUAGACUCCCAUUGACAAAAAUUUUUACUCUUAAUCGAUUCUCAGCUUCAGUUUCUAUACGGGCAACGUUUUGCUAACACUGGUUGUGUUGUAUAUAUCCUCGUAAAUCUUCGGUGUAUAUAACGUAAAUAUACGUCGUUCCAAUCAUGCGCUCUCUUUUUGUUUGAAAUUUUCUCCUCGCAUAUCACCAUAACAACUAGAAAUUCCAUUCCUCAUAGAAUUCAAAGUUUCAAAUUUUGGGGUUGAAAAUAUGACUCCAUAUCUGACUUCAAUUUCAAUUAAAACUUGCUCAAAUCCGACUCGAGAUUUCGACACCACAGCCCUGACCAUGUGCCGAAAGCGUAAAAUUGUUUGGUUUCUCAAAAGAUUCUGUAAAUGAGAAAGUUGGAAAUUAUUGAGCAAAAAUUUUCUUCAUGUGUGCCAUCUUGUGUCCACAUGAAUACAUAUUUAUUUUAUCUGGAACCGUUUUUAAAAUACAAAGUAUCUUCGUCUGAUUACAUCUGUACUUUGUGCGUUUAUAUAGUCUAGGUUUUUUAAUAUGUUUCACCUAUUUUCAUGUGUUUCUUGCUGCGUUAUAGGAAAACUAUAUUCCUCUGUGAUGUACCUUGCUCAAGUUGUUGGGAACAAAGUUUUUAGUGGCUUUCUUUUUAUUCUGUUUGUAUAUAGAGUUACUGCUAUUCUUCUUAUCAUUGCUAAUUAUUAUUGAAUUUAUAUGCGGGAAUUUUUGUUUGUGUAUUCUAUUUUUCAGUUCAUAUCACAGCUGGACCUAUUUUCCAGCAAUACGUCUAGAUGGACUGAAAUUUUUAUGCAUUCGGCUCUAUGGUUGGAUAGUUAUGAUGUUAUAAUGGUUUACCAGACUAGUUUACUGUUUUAAUAGAGAUAUUCAUGUUUUUACUUAUAAAAUUCCCCAAGGAUUUGAUGAAAAAUGCCCCAUUUUUCCCAUUUGUUAGCUUAUUAGGGUCCAUGGUCGAAUUUCAAAACAAAUGAAGCAGUUACUGAUGAUUAUCCCUUCACGAAGUAUGUAUAAUAAAAGAAAAACAUGCCUAAAUUGUCAUUGAAAGCAAUAUUAUUGUUGCGCAAUACCAACUAAUUAUUGCGUAAUUGCGUUGUAUUUUGUUUAAUUACGUUUAAUUAAUAAAUGAACAAUGGAA